AUGGAGGCGACGGCGAUGAGCUUGGGGAAGGCUGUGCUGGGCGGAGCACUCAGCUAUGCCAAGUCCCAGGCCGCAGAGGAGGUGGCCUUGCAGCUCGGCGUCGAGGACGACGUGGUCUUUAUCACGGACGAGCUGCAGAUGAUGCAGUCCUUCCUGAUGACAGCCGAUGAGGAGCGAAGCCAGAGCCAGGUGCUCACAACCUGGGUGACGCAGGUCCGUGACCUGGCCUACAACGUGGAGGACAGUCUCAUGGAUUUCGUCAUCCACACUGGGAAGAAACCAAUCUGGGGGUGCAUCCCCCGUAAGCUGUGUGAUCGACGUCGCAUCGCCAAGGAGGUGAAGAAGCUAAGGGCCAAGGUCGAGGAUGUAAGCAACAGAAACCUGCGCUACCGCCUCAUCAAGGAUGGCUCAAGCUCCAAGCCUGCCGGUGCGGCGGAGCAGGCUGCCUCUGAUGGUGCAGCAAUGCCUGGCAUAAAUCAAGCCAUGUUUUCUGUCGUGGAGCAGAAAAAAUCCCAGGCAGACCUCCUCCAGCUGAUCACUAGCAAGGAGGUCGACCUUAGGGUGAUGGCUGUGUUGGGAACAACCGGUGAUCCUGGGAAGACGGUUGCCAUCCAUGAGGUUUAUGGUGAUCCAAGAUUGACAUCAGUGUAUGGAAUCAGGGCAUGGGUUAGACUGAUUCACCCUUUCAAUCCAAAAGAGUUUAUUCAUAGCAUGGUAAGGCAAUUCUUUGAAAAUUUUCUUGAGAAGCCUCAAGGAGGGGAAGAAGUAACAAAUGUUGGGGCUAGUGUUCUUCUAAAGAUGGAGAAGAUGAAUGAAAGUGAUUUAGUGCAUACGUUUACAGCACAGUUGAGUAGCAAUAGCUAUCUAAUUGUAAUAAAUGACCUACGCACAAUAGAAGAGUGGCAAUGCAUCAGAAGGUACUUCCCUGACAACAAGAAACAGAGCAGAAUCGUAGUGUCGACUCAGCAUGUUGAGGUUAUUUCUUUGUCGGUGCAUGAGCCCAUCAGUGACCCAGCGACGCCUAGUAGUGAGACACAGGAAGAAUAUCAGCAACCAAACAGUACAUCAGGUGGAAAUAAUCGCACUACCUCAACUGCAACGCCUAGAAAAAAGUUUGAUCGCACUACCGCAACUGCAACGCCUAGAAAAAAGUUCCAUCGCACUAGGACAAUAGCACUAGAUGAUGAUGUGCUUGUUGAGCGGAAGACAGAGAAAUCCAAAGUGAUUGAUUUGAUUGGUAAACCUACGGACAAACAAGGAUGUAAAGUUAUAUCCAUAUGGGGAAUGGGAGGCCUUGGGAAAACAACUCUUGUCCGAAGUAUCUACCGAACCGAACAACUUGGUGGCUGGAAGCGUGCUUGGGUCCCUGCUCUGCGUCCUUUCAACCCUGAAGUGCUCAUGAGAACCUUAGUUUUGCAACUACUGACAAACGAUCCUACUGCAGCAAAAGCUAAACGGAUCAUAGUCACCACAAGAGAAUACAGUGUUGCGAGAUAUUGUUCGGGAGGAUCCAUGAACACACACCAACUCCAAGAACUGCAACAAGAUGAGGCACUUGCCCUUUUAAAAAAGAAGGCUCUAUAUGGCUAUGAUCCAAAGGUUGGAGCUGCUCCUAUUAUACAACAGACAACACCAGUCACUAUAGUUGAACUAGUAAAGAAUAGGGAACUCCAUUUGAAGGCCCUCAAGGAGAAUUUGGCACGGGCACAGAACAGAAUCGAGGUGAUGGCUGACAAACAUCGUACUGACAUUGAGUUCCAAGUGGGUGACCAAGUUCUCUUGAAGCUGCAACUGUACACAUAG
Miscanthus lutarioriparius is the source of this 1803-nucleotide messenger RNA. NCBI's taxonomy places the organism in Eukaryota, Viridiplantae, Streptophyta, Magnoliopsida, Poales, Poaceae. The record is from the annotation of a GenBank genome assembly.